AUGGACGCUCCCACGGGAUGCAACGUUUCUACCGAGUUGCAUAACUUGCUCAGCGAUCCAUCGCUGCUCAUCUGCGAUGCAUUUAUUGACGGGGAAUGGGAGGAAAAGGACAGAACAUUUCCUGUCUAUGAGCCAUCAACAGGACAGCAGCUGAGCUCGGUGGCCAGCGUCGAUGAAGCGGAUUUCCGAAGAGCAAUAGACAGUGCAGUCGACGCACAAGCAACAUACUAUGACACCACAACAGCUGCUCAGCGGGGCAGUCUGCUUCGUGCGUGGUUUGAUCGCAUUCAGGGAAAUGCUGAAGACUUGGCCAAGAUCCUCUGUUAUGAAAAUGGCAAAACCUACGCUGAAGCCAUGGCGGAGAUUGAGUACGCAGCAAGUUUCAUUCGCUGGUUUGGAGAAGAGGCAUCUCGCACCUAUGGCGAUACGAUUCCUUCAACAGCGCCGCAUGCUGUCGUCAUGACCAUCAAGCAGCCUAUUGGUGUGUGUGGUAUCAUUACGCCCUGGAACUUCCCUGCGGCUAUGAUCACCAGAAAAGUCGGGCCCGCCUUGGCUGCUGGCUGUUCGGUUGUCAUCAAGCCUCCGAGUGAGACUCCGCACACCUGUCUGGCGUUGGCCAAGCUAGCAAUUGAGAGCGGGCUGCCCGCAAAAUGUAUGCAGGUGUGUCCGACUAAAGACCGCACUGCUUCGUUGCAGCUUGCUCUGAGCCCCAAGGUGGCAAAGCUCAGCUUUACUGGGUCUACUCGAGUUGGCAAGAUGCUUGCGGAGUUAGCUAGCAAGACUGUCAAGAAAGUUAGCUUGGAGCUAGGUGGAAACGCCCCGUUUAUUGUCUUUGAUGAUGCAGAUGUCGACCUCGCUGUUGAGGGUGCCAUGGCCUGCAAGUUCCGGUGUACAGGGCAGACAUGUGUUUGCGCAAACAGAAUUAUAGUACAAGAUGGAAUUGCCAAAGCUUUCACCGCAGCUCUGGUAGCGCGAGUCAACCAGUUGCAAAUGGGACGGGGAAUGGGCAAGGGAGUGACUCAGGGUCCCCUAAUUAACGCUACAGCAGUGGAAAAGAUCCAAGACCAUGUAAACGAUGCCGUUUCAAAGGGUGGACAUGUCGAGACUGGCGGGAAACGGCCAGAGACGCCUGGGUUCUUCUUCGCACCAACCGUGAUAUCUGGUGUGACGGCAGAAAUGAAGGUAUCCAGUGAGGAAACAUUCGGGCCCCUUGCCCCAAUUUUCACGUUUAGGUCAGAGGAUGAAGCAAUUGCCAUGGCCAACGACACCGAGUUCGGACUCUCUGGCUACUUUUUUUGUCGAAACAUUAGCCGGACCAUGCGGGUGGCUCACCGGCUGCAGUGUGGGAUGAUUGGGGUGAAUACGGGGAAGAUAAGCGCAUGCGAGACGCCCUUUGGAGGUAUCAAGCAGAGUGGGUAUGGAAGGGAGGGGAGUAAGUAUGGGAUGGACGAAUACCAGAUCAUCAAGGCAAUCACCAUCGGCAAUACCGAUGCCUGA
This is a messenger RNA of Aspergillus puulaauensis, 1497 nucleotides long. RefSeq names its product NAD-dependent succinate-semialdehyde dehydrogenase. The transcript has 6 exons. Gene Ontology annotation, molecular function: succinate-semialdehyde dehydrogenase (NAD+) activity. Lineage: Eukaryota; Fungi; Ascomycota; Eurotiomycetes; Eurotiales; Aspergillaceae. The record is from RefSeq and is a predicted model, not a curated record. The coding region runs from base 1 to 1497 and encodes 498 amino acids.